This is a messenger RNA of Diaporthe amygdali, 387 nucleotides long. RefSeq lists its product as uncharacterized. Bases 1 to 387 code for a protein of 128 amino acids. Lineage: Eukaryota; Fungi; Ascomycota; Sordariomycetes; Diaporthales; Diaporthaceae. The record is from RefSeq and is a predicted model, not a curated record. The transcript has 4 exons.
AUGCAGGAAGAGGUCAGGGAUACGCUGCAGUGGAAGGUUGCUUUCGAGACCAACGUCAACAAUCAUUAUGGACCUCGUCGUUCGCACUUUCAUCUGUCGGAUUUGUCGCCCAUCUUGUUCAACAAGUUCACACGAGACCUCUUCUGGCUGUUUGAGACUGGGGUUUGCCAACAGUCGCUGCGGUCUAUCCCUAGUGAACUUCCUCGGAAUAGGAGCCUUGUCGUCGUGGCUACCGACUUCUUGCAUUACUUCGUCUCUGACAAUAUUCAGAUUCCAAUAUUCGCCGGGCUUGUGCCAACCGAACUGCGAACGUUUAUCAUCAUCCCAGCCUUCGAUGUGUCCAUGAAAUUUGCGAUAUGGGGCUGCGAGUUUACUGUCAAACCUUGA